This is a messenger RNA of Aspergillus ibericus CBS 121593, 1043 nucleotides long. RefSeq names its product diphthine--ammonia ligase family protein. The record is from RefSeq and is a predicted model, not a curated record. The annotation marks the transcript as partial. Gene Ontology annotation, molecular function: diphthine-ammonia ligase activity. Lineage: Eukaryota; Fungi; Ascomycota; Eurotiomycetes; Eurotiales; Aspergillaceae. The transcript has a single exon. Gene Ontology annotation, biological process: protein histidyl modification to diphthamide.
CAUACGUCUAACUCUCCACAUGCAAAUCCUACGAACCACUCACAUCAUCUACUCAAAACCUACUUUCAUCAAUUAAUUGAAUUGAAUUCAAUUACCCCCCACACAGUUCCCCUCCCUCCCGUCCAGACCUAGACUGGAAGAAAAAGAAGAGGGGUCCAUUGAAAAAUCAUCUCCCCGCACCCCUCCAUCACCACAUUACAUCCAUCCACCUACCCAUCAUCCAUCCACACAAACCACACACAGAGAAAGAAAGGGAUAAAGAAAGAAACAAAAGAAUGACAUCCCAAAAUACCCUCCCCACCUCCCCCACAAGCCUCAACGUGAUCGCCCUCAUCUCCGGCGGGAAAGAUUCUCUCUAUUCGAUCCUGCACUGCAUCCGCAAUGGCCAUAAGGUCGUGGCGUUGGGGAAUUUGUAUCCGAAACGUACCACCACCAAUACCACCAACAACGACAGCAAUGCUACAGAAACCAGCAGGGAUGAUAAGGGGGAUGAAGAGGAGGAGGAAGAAGAAGAAGACAUCGACAGCUUCAUGUACCAAACGAUCGGACACAGCAUCAUCCCUCAAUAUGAAUCCGCCUUAGGAAUCCCGUUGUAUCGACAGGAGAUUGUGGGCUCCGCGGUUGAUACGGGGAGGGUUUAUCGGGACACUUCUUCUUCUUCUUCUUCUUCUUCUUCUCCUAAAGGAGAUGGUAAUGAGGAGGGAACUGAGGAGAAGGAUGAAACCGAAUCCCUCAUCCCGCUCCUCACACGAAUCAAACGGGCUCACCCCGAAGCAAACGCGAUCUCGGCCGGCGCGAUCCUCUCAACCUACCAACGAACGCGGAUUGAGAACGUCGCCGCGAGAAUGGGUCUCGCUCCGCUGGCGUGGCUAUGGAUGUACCCGGUUUUGCCGGCGCCAGUGGAGCGAUUAGGGCUACCGGGGGAGGCGGGAUUGUUGGAGGAUAUGGCGGCGGUGGGGUGCGAGGCGCGGAUUAUCAAGGUUGCGUCGGGGGGAUUGGAUGGGGGGUUUUUGUGGGGGGAUGUGGCGGGGAGGGAUGGGAUG